This is a messenger RNA of Cicer arietinum (chickpea), 4744 nucleotides long. Its product is annotated as formin-like protein 14. The record is from RefSeq and is a predicted model, not a curated record. Lineage: Eukaryota; Viridiplantae; Streptophyta; Magnoliopsida; Fabales; Fabaceae.
AACAGAAAUACCACUCUAUAUGAAAAGGAAAAGGAAAUGAAAACAACUAAACUCAAACCCAAAUCCAAAUCCAAUUCCAAUUCCAUAGGUAAAUCAAACAGCAACAUCACUUUCUCUCUCUGUUAAGUUAGAAAAAAUAUAUAAAAUAAUUUCCCAAAUCCUAUUUCAAAAUUCAAAAUUCUCUCUCUCUAAACUCCAUAGCUACAAACUCCACUUUCUGAGCUUGAUUCGACCCACAUGCAAUUACCAUGUCCCUCCUCAGCAGAUUCUUCUACAAAAGACCCCCAGAUGGCUUACUUGAAUUCAUCGAUAGAGUUUACGUUUUCGAUUCAUGCUUCUCCACAGAAGCAUUACCAGACGGAAUGUACCAGUUGUACUUGCACGAAAUCGUAACGGAGUUACACGAAGAGUUUCCAGAAUCUUCGUUUCUCGCCAUCAAUUUUCGCGACGGAGAGAAGCGUAGCAAUUUCGCCGAAUUAAUGUGUGAUUACGAUGUAAUCGUUAUGGAUUAUCCAAAACAAUAUGAGGGUUGUCCUCUUUUGCCACUCUCUCUCGUUCAGCAUUUUCUUCGCGUUUGUGAGAGUUGGCUUAUGCUUAAGAAUCAUCAUAACGUGAUUUUGCUUCAUUGUGAGAGAGGUGGUUGGCCUCUUUUGGCUUUUUUAUUGGCAAGUUUGUUGAUUUUCAAAAGGGUUCAUAGUGGUGAAAAAAAGACACUUGAAAUGGUUCAUAGAGAAGCACCUAAGGGUUUGUUAAAGUUAUUAUCACCUUUGAAUCCUUUGCCUUCACAACUUCGUUAUAUUCAAUAUGUUGCUAGGAGGAAUAUUGCUCCUGAGUGGCCCCCACCUGAGAGGGCUUUGUCUUUGGAUUGUGUUAUUAUUAGGGGAAUUCCUUGUUUUGAUUCAUCUAAUGGGUGUAGGCCAAUGUUUAGGAUUUUUGGUAGGAAUUUGCUUAGUAAAGGUGGAGUUUCUACUCAGAUGAUUUAUAAUAUGCACAAGAAGAAGAAGCACUUGAGGCAUUAUCGUCAGGUAGACUGUGAUGUGAUUAAGAUUGAUAUUCAAUGUUUAGUGCAAGGAGAUGUGGUUUUGGAAUGUGUUCAUUUGGAUUUGGAUCCAGAGAGGGAAGUAAUGAUGUUUCGUGUGAUGUUUAGCACGGCUUUUAUUCGAUCCAACAUACUGAUGUUGAACACUGAAAACUUGGACAUCCUUUGGGAUUCAAAGGAGCGGUACCCGAAAGGCUUUCGUGCUGAGGUUUUAUUUGGGGAGGUUGAAAACAUAAGUCCUCAGAGAGCUCCGACGGAAACAACCAUUUUGAACGGUGAGGAGAAAGGUGGAUUGCCGAUAGAAGCGUUUUCAAGAGUUCAAGAACUUUUUAGUGGAGUGGAAUGGAUUGACAACGGUGAUGCUGCAGCAGUCUGGCUGCUUAGACAGCUUACUGUCUUAAAUGACGCGAAAGAGUUUUCGAGGUUGCAAGGUAAAGGAAGUUGGUAUUCAUCGCCUGCUGACUCCGAAGAAGAAAAUAAUGAAUCAAGUAUUGCUGAUAGUUCAGACGAGGUCUCUGAUGUUACUCCCAAGUCUUUUGCUGAUCCUUCAAAAUUAUGGACGUCGGACACCCCUGAUUUGGAUCAUUUAGCUUUUGAAAACAAUGCUGAAAAUUGUGUAAAUCUCGUUUCUAGAAUGCCUGAUCAGUUAUUGAUUGAUAAUAAUGCUGGUGGUCCACCUCCACCCCCUCCCCCCUCCAUGGCCAGCAAUGCUAGCAGUGCUUCCGCAUUGCCUUCGCCUCCUCUUCUAGCACCUGUACAUACAAGUUCAGUCCCAUUACCUCCACCCCCACCACCUCCUCCAGGAUUUGCUCGGACAGGUUCAGCCCCACCACCUCCACCUCCACCUCCUGGUCUAGUACAGACAGGUUCGGCUCCCCCUCCCCCACCUCCCCCUCCUCCAGGUCUUGUCCGAAAAGGUUCAAUCCCUCCACCUCCACCUCCACCCUUUUCUGGUCCUACACGGUCAGCACCACCACCUCCUCCUCCUCCACCACCAGGUCCUACACAAAUAGGUUUAACCCCCCCGCCGCCGCCACCUCCUCCUCCACUUCCAAUACGAACAGGUUCAGCCCCACCUCCUCCAGGUUCGGUACUGAAAAGUUCAUCCCCUCCACCUCCACCUCCACCGCCUCCAGGCUCUACACGAGUAGGAUCAUCCCCGCCACCCCCACCGCCUCCAGGCUCUACACGAAUAGGAUCAGCCCCACCACCACCACCUCCACCCCCACCGCCUCCAGGAUCUACACGAAUAGGAUCAGCCCCUCCACCUCCACCCCCACUGCCUCCAGGAUCAGCUCCACCACCUCCACCCCCACUGCCUCCAGGAUCUACACGAAUAGGAUCAGCUCCACCACCUCCACCGCCUCCAGGCUCUACUCGAAUAGGAUCAGGCCCACCACCUCCACCCCCACCACCUCCAGGCUCUACACAAAAAGGAUCAGCCCCACCUCCUCCACCACCACCUCCAGGUUCUACACGAACAGGAUUAUCCCCACCUCCACCCCCACCACCUCCAGGCACUACACGAGCAGGAUCAGCCCCACCACCUCCACCACCACCUCCAGGUUCUACAAGGACAGGAUCAGCACCACCACCUCCACCACCUCCUCCAGGUCUUACACGGCCAGGUUCAGCCCCACCACCUCCACCACCACCAGGUCCUGUUCGAGCAGGUUCAGCCCCGCCACCUCCACCUCCUCCAGGAUCUGCUCGAACAGGUUCAGCUCCGCCACCGCCAAAGCCUCCUAACGCUCCUCCUCCACCACUUGGUCGUGGUUCAUCGCCGGCACCUCCACUUACUGCAGGCAGGGCGCCUAGUGUGCCUCCACCACCAGGCAAGGCUUCUUUAGCAACAACAAAUGUGGGAAGAGGUCGUGGCAUUGGUGCGACUGCUACUGUUGCUAAGAAAACAUUGUUAAAGCCCCUACAUUGGGUGAAAGUGUCUCGAGCAGCCCAAGGGAGUCUAUGGGCAGAUUCACAGAAACAAAACAGUGAAUCAAGGGCUCCUGAAAUAGACAUAUCAGAACUUGAGAUCCUGUUUUCAGCCGCAACUAUUUCUGAUGGGAAUAGUACUAAAGGUGGAGUUCGGCGGGGUUCUAAUCUUAACAAACCUGAGAAAGUACAAUUGAUUGACCUGCGUAGAGCAUAUAAUUGUGAAAUAAUGCUCUCUAAGAUCAAAAUUCCUUUGCCAGAUAUGCUUAAUGCAGUUCUGGCAUUGGAUUCGGGUAUCCUGGAUAUUGAUCAGGUUGAGAAUCUCAUCAAGUUCUGUCCCACAAAGGAAGAGAUGGAGGUUCUGAAGAACUAUACUGGGAAGAAGGAUAUGCUUGGAAAGUGUGAGCAGUUUUUUAUGGAGCUGAUGAAGGUUCCACGAGUUGAAUCCAAAUUAAGGGUGUUUGCUUUCAAAAUCACCUUUUCUGGUCAGGUGAGCGAUUUAAGGAUGAAUUUGAAUACAAUCAACGAUGCAACCAGAGAGGUCAAAGAAUCUGUAAAAUUGCGUCAAAUAAUGCAGACUAUUCUUACGUUGGGCAAUGCUUUGAAUCAGGGAACAGCACGAGGAUCGGCAGUAGGAUUCAAAUUGGACAGCCUUCUCAAAUUAUCCGAUACCCGCGCAAGAAAUAACAAAAUGACUUUAAUGCAUUAUUUGUGCAAGCUUCUUGCUGAGAAAAUGCCAGAAUUGAUAGAUUUUGACAAGGAUCUUGUUCAUUUGGAAGCUGCUUCUAAGAUCCAACUAAAAGCAUUAGCUGAAGAAAUGCAAGCUGUGCAUAAAGGUUUAGAGAAAGUUGAGCAAGAACUCACUGCUUCUGAAAAUGAUGGUACUAUAUCUUUAGGAUUUCGCAAGGUGUUGAAGAAUUUUCUUGAUUUUGCCGAAGCUGAUGUAAGGUCACUUAUAUCAUUGUAUGCCGAUGUGGGAAGAAAUGCUGAUUCUUUGUCUCAGUACUUUGGAGAGGAUCCAGCUAGGUGCCCCUUUGAACAAGUAACACAAAUACUUGUUGUCUUCGUUAAAACCUUCAACAAAUCAAGGGAGGAGAACCAAAGGAUAGCAGAUGCCGAGAAAAAGAAAUUAGAGAAAGAAGCCAUGAAGGACAAGGCAGCUAAUAACGCGCAUUCUAGAAAAGAGGUUGCUCGAUAGAUAUUAUAUAUGAUGAAUAGAUAUGUCAAAUUUCUUCCUGUACCAUCUACGAUAUGUAACAUAAUACAAACAAGCACGAAGCAUGGUUACUUUCAGUUCAAGCAUGCUGAAUUAUGCACUCAAAAUGCAAUUCAUGUGUUUGCACAUGCAUGCACUAUUGGGGGAUCUAUACCUUCUAAGACAACGCUGGCUGUUGGAUCAAGGGGCAUGCAUCUACCCUUGUGCUGGUAAAGAAGAAAUACAUCAACAAGCUGGAGGUCUUUUGUAAUUAUAACACAUGGAAACUAAUAUAGAAAAUUAAUUUUGCUCAUGUUUUUCAUGAGGCAUUUUGCUCCUCUUUAAAAUAGGGGCCAUAUAUUGUACUUCUCAAUUUGUAAUAUAGUUAGUCCAUAAGUGUCUGAGGCAAUUUUUUUAGCCCAUAAGUGUCUCCUUUGAGCUCUCUUUCACAAACUUUUCCAUGUUUUGAUCUCAAGAAUCCUUCAUUGUAUGUAUGGUUUCAUGGCAGAGGGUAUUAGGUUAUUCUACCUUAUGAAACGUAAUUCUAAUCAAAAUAUAGAUGUGUUUGUUAUUUUAAA